ACACUGUUGCCCUGAAGCUCUCCCAAAUUAUUCAUCGUAUACCUAGUAUCUCCCGACUACCCCCAAAUCCGCAGAUAUCCUUGGAAUUAACUUGAGUAUGGCAGAUAGUUCUCUCAAAACCCUCUUCAGUUCAGCAGAGCGCCAAAGACUUGCUAUUGAAUCAUCAUGGGAUACAAAUACAGAAAAAUAUCAGGACGAUGUUGCGAGUGCGCUCACUGCAUACCAAGAAUGUCGGCAGCUUGCAGAUAGACUUGCAUUAUUCAGCCCAAACGAAACUUUGGAAGAUAUCAAUUCUAGUGAUAUACAAUAUUUGGUCAUUCCUUACAGGAUCGCAGAUUUGGGUCAACGUCUUUCCACAAAUACUAUUGAUCGAAAAGUAAUUUUGCAAGAGGCAAAAAAAUGUUAUGAAGCAUUUUUAACUCAACUAGGAUAUUAUGAGAUGCUAUCUACUGCAGAAAAGAAGUUGUAUGCUGAAUAUCAAGAAUCGCCAUCUACGUUCUCAACCAUUUCCACCACAGAUCCAACUGCAAGAAGGAAUGCAAAAAUCGCAAAUUUUAAGAUGGAGAAGGAACUUAAAAAGAAGCUGGAUUUUCUGGCAGCAAAUCCAGCCUAUCUACAAAACGACGAAGACGCCAUUCGCGAAUUAGAAAUUGCUAAACUAUCCUUGUGUUCGCACAAUGCCUUUCAAUCACUCGAAUCCAUCAACCGCGAACUCGAGAUCUUGGCUAUGGCACCUGUGGGACCACAAGUUCCCCAAGGUCAGCAAUCAGAUAACAGAGAACGAAUUGGAGGUUUACGUGGACCAGACGCAGGAUACUCGGAUCGCUUGGAUAUGAGAGAUAUAACUACAAAUAACAAAGGGCCAAUCUUGAGUACCGGAGGGAAGCCAUUACGGCCAUUUACUCUGCUAGAAAGUAGACAAGCAUUACAAAAGGGUGUAUUCAGACCAGGGCAUAAUCUACCAACCAUGACGAUAGAUGAAUAUCUGGAAGAAGAGAGAGCGAGAGGUGGUAUAAUUGAGGGCGGUGGAGAGGCAAGUGGUAUUAUACCUGAGAUUGAUCCUGAUGAUUUUGAGAAAAUGGACGAGGAGACCGAAAAGGCUAGAAGGUGGGAUGAAUUUACAGAGGAUAACCCAAAGGGCGCUGGAAAUACCUUAAAUAGAGGAUAGGCUAAUGAUUAAUGAAUGUGAUACCAGUUGGGCUAGGCAUCGAUACCUCUGUUUCCAUCUUACUGCCAGGCGGAGAUAUUGGUAAAAUGUGCAUCCGCUGUCGCUUCAAAUUAAACUUCGAUCCGAGUUCUAUCUGCAAAGCUGUCAAAUUCGACCGCAAUACACGUUCAAUUACCAAAAGCCUGUCAUUAAGCAACCUCGUCAUCACAUCACGCGCGUUACUCAUUUGCUGGUCAAAAAGCUCAUCACAUUUCGUGUAACCUUGGGCAUCCAUAUCAGCUUGCCAUCUUAAUCGUGGCCCUUUAACAUUCAUCUACCAUUCCCAUCGUCCUCGGUCGUGCAUUCAUUGAUCCGGACUAGACGACUAUCCUAUGUGUUGGACAAAUGCUAACCACACAGAUCAAGGAACAUUCCGGAGUGCAGUCGUGAACUGUCCAUCUUAUAAUUCAUGGGCACUCAUUAAAACUGAAGUACUGCGUGCCUGCUUCAAUUAUGUUCAAGGCCUAUAGGAUGCAUUCAUAGUCCUCGAAUUCUUAACGAUAAACUAACCAAUAGGAAUCACCACCGAACACGACGGUACUCGGCGGACAUCUAAGACCUAAAUAAAAGCUCCCGCCACUGGGCGACAUUGUAGGCUGAGCUAAGGUCGAAUGUAGAUCACGUCCACCACGACUAUAAUAUUACGAGCUAUUCAACGAUCUCACGAAGAAAAGUAUC
Botrytis porri is the source of this 1885-nucleotide messenger RNA. RefSeq lists its product as uncharacterized. Gene Ontology annotation, cellular component: cytosol. Lineage: Eukaryota; Fungi; Ascomycota; Leotiomycetes; Helotiales; Sclerotiniaceae. Gene Ontology annotation, molecular function: protein phosphatase 2A binding. The record is from RefSeq and is a predicted model, not a curated record. Gene Ontology annotation, biological process: regulation of dephosphorylation; regulation of signal transduction. The coding region runs from base 98 to 1168 and encodes 356 amino acids. The transcript has 5 exons.